UUGUUGGGCAUCAUGAGGAACGGCCGUUUCUGGCUAUCGACACAAGUUGGCAUCCAGACAACAACAAACACGCAAAGGUGGUGUUUCGAUUUUCUACCGCAAGCCGCCUUCCGGCAGUGGCAGUGGCAGAGAAAUAGAAGGCUCGAGACGUCAAAGGCGUUGAAGCGAUGUCACUGAUGACGGACAGUGACGGCGACGCAGGGGGGAGGGCACCGUGAGCGGCGGCUGGGGUUGUGCGAUGGGCGGCGGCGCUCGUGCGGGCAGUAACCAAGUGUCGGUUG
Messenger RNA from Neurospora tetrasperma FGSC 2508, 281 nucleotides. RefSeq lists its product as uncharacterized. The transcript has a single exon. NCBI's taxonomy places the organism in Eukaryota, Fungi, Ascomycota, Sordariomycetes, Sordariales, Sordariaceae. The record is from RefSeq and is a predicted model, not a curated record. The coding region runs from base 13 to 177 and encodes 54 amino acids.